Messenger RNA from Xyrauchen texanus (razorback sucker), 6706 nucleotides. RefSeq names its product bone morphogenetic protein 1-like. Gene Ontology annotation, biological process: proteolysis. Gene Ontology annotation, molecular function: serine-type endopeptidase activity; zinc ion binding; calcium ion binding. The record is from RefSeq and is a predicted model, not a curated record. NCBI's taxonomy places the organism in Eukaryota, Metazoa, Chordata, Actinopteri, Cypriniformes, Catostomidae.
CUAAAACCUCCCAUUCUCCCCCCCGAUCAUCUCUCUCCGUCUGUACCUCUAUCCCUGCUACACUAUCCCAAUCAUGGACCUCGCAGCGAGGUGUGCGUUCCUGCUCUCCAGCUUGGCCGUGCUCGCGGCGCUCGAUUUGGACGCGAUCGAUCCCGGCUAUUAUGUGGAGACCAGCGCUUCCUCAGAAGUGAUCGACUAUAAAGAUCCCUGCAAAGCUGUUGCCUAUCUUGGAGACAUUGCACUGGAUGAGGAAGAUAUGCGCAUGUUUAUAGUGGACCGCAUUGUGAAUUUAGCCCAGAGAACGGUCAUAAUUCUUAAUCACACCGAUACGGGUUCACUUUCCAAUGAGACGAGUCAAAAUAAUAUAGUGUCGGGUCAGUCGGGGUCCCAUCGCAGGAGGAGGGCAGCGACAUCCAGAGCUGAGAGGGUGUGGCCUGAAGGGGUCAUUCCUUAUGUCAUCAGCGGCAACUUCAGUGGUAGCCAGAGAGCUAUUUUCAGACAGGCUAUGAGACACUGGGAGAAACACACAUGUGUCACGUUCAUUGAGAGAACAUCUGAAGACAGCUACAUCGUCUUCACCUACCGGCCGUGUGGGUGCUGUUCGUAUGUCGGCCGGAGGGGAGGGGGUCCACAAGCUAUAUCCAUCGGCAAGAACUGUGAUAAGUUUGGAAUUGUGGUGCACGAGCUCGGGCACGUGAUCGGAUUCUGGCAUGAGCACACGCGACCUGAUAGAGAUGAUCACGUCAGCAUCGUACGGGACAAUAUUCAGCCAGGACAGGAGUACAACUUCCUGAAGAUGGAGCCUGGUGAGGUGGACUCGCUCGGAGAGGUCUAUGACUUUGACAGUAUCAUGCACUAUGCAAGAAACACAUUUUCCAGAGGGAUUUUCUUGGACACCAUUCUGCCAAGAUAUGAUGUGAACGGAGUUCGGCCUCCCAUCGGUCAGAGGACAAGAUUAAGCAAAGGAGACAUCGCACAGGCACGCAAACUUUACAAGUGUCCAAGAUGUGGAGACAGUUUGCAGGAGAGCAGUGGGAACUUGUCUUCUCCUGGUUUUCCGAAUGGUUAUUCAGCAUAUAUGAACUGCAUCUGGAGAAUUUCAGUCACACCUGGAGAAAAGAUCAUUCUGAACUUCACCUCUAUGGAUUUAUACCGAAGUCAUUUAUGCUGGUACGAUCAUGUAGAGAUCAGAGACGGAUAUUGGAGGAAAGCUCCAUUGAAAGGUCGAUUCUGUGGAGAUAAAUUACCUGAACCGAUCAUAUCAACAGACAGUCGCUUGUGGAUUGAGUUCCGCAGCAGCAGCAACUGGGUUGGAAAGGGCUUCUCUGCUGUUUAUGAAGCUAUAUGUGGUGGGGAAGUGAAGAAGGACAAUGGUCAAAUUCAGUCUCCAAACUACCCAGAUGACUACAGACCCAACAAAGUGUGUGUGUGGAAGAUUACAGUGGCUCAGGGCUACCAUGUAGGCUUAACCUUCCAGUCUUUUGAGAUUGAGAGGCAUGACAACUGUGCAUACGACUACUUGGAAGUUCGUGAUGGGAAUUCGGAAAGCAGCCCUCUGCUGGGCAGAUUCUGUGGUUAUGACAAACCCGAUGACAUCAAAUCCAGCUCCAACCAGAUCUGGAUGAAGUUUGUGUCUGACGGUUCUGUCAACAAGGCUGGAUUUGCAGCUAAUUUUUUCAAAGAAAUGGAUGAGUGCUCUAGACCUGACAAUGGUCGCUGUGAGCAGCGCUGUGUCAACACGCUUGGUAGUUACAAGUGCGCUUGUGACCCUGGUUACGAGCUGGCCGCGGACAAACGGAGCUGCGAAGCUGCCUGUGGUGGUUUCAUCACCAAGCUUAAUGGAUCCAUCACCAGUCCGGGCUGGCCCAAGGAGUAUCCACCCAACAAGAACUGCAUCUGGCAGCUGGUGGCCCCCACACAGUACCGCAUCACCCUUCUCUUCGAUGUCUUCGAGACUGAGGGCAAUGAUGUGUGCAAGUAUGACUUUGUUGAGGUAAGGAGCGGUCUGUCUGCGGACUCCAGGCUGCACGGAAAGUUCUGUGGUGCUGAGAAACCAGAGGCCAUCACCUCGCAAUACAACAACAUGCGAAUUGAGUUCAAAUCUGACAACACUGUCUCCAAGAAGGGCUUCAAGGCCCAGUUCUUCUCAGAUAAAGAUGAGUGCUCAAAGGAGAAUGGCGGAUGUCAACAUGAAUGUGUGAACACGUUUGGCAGCUACAGUUGCCAGUGCAGAAGUGGCUUCAUACUGCACGAGAAUAAACAUGACUGCAAGGAGGCCGGCUGUGAUCACGCUGUGAACAGUGUGAGCGGGACCAUCACCAGCCCCAACUGGCCAGAUAAAUACCCCAGUAAGAAGGCCUGCACCUGGGCCCUCUCUACCACUCCAGGACAUCGGAUCAAAAUAGCUUUCAACGAAAUCGAUAUGGAGCCUCAUUUGGAAUGUGCUUAUGACCACAUAGAGAUUUACGAUGGUCGGGACGGGAAAGCAUCCAGCCUUGGCCGCUACUGCGGCGCCAAGAAACCUCCACCGAUCAUAUCCAGCAGCAAUAAGAUGUUCAUCCGUUUCUUCUCCGAUAACUCAGUGCAGAAGAAAGGCUUCGAGGCUUCCCAUACUGCAGAGUGUGGAGGCCGUCUGAAAGCUGAGGUCAAAACGAAAGAACUCUACUCCCAUGCUCAGUUUGGUGAUAACAACUACCCCGGAGCAUCAGACUGCCAGUGGGUGAUCUCAGCAGAGAAGGGUUAUGGCGUGGAGCUCAUCUUCCAGACCUUUGAAAUUGAGGAAGAGGCCGACUGCGGCUAUGAUUACAUGGAGCUGUUUGACGGGGUGGACACCAAAUCACCCAGACUAGGCCGCUACUGUGGAUCAGGGCCUCCCGAGGAGAUCUAUUCCACCAGCGACUCCAUUGUCAUCAAAUUCCAUUCAGAUGACACUAUCAAUAAGAAGGGCUUUCACGUGCGUUACACCAGUACCAAAUUUCAGGACACACUCCACUCCCGUAAGAAGUGACCCUUAGUGGCCGGGAGGGGCCAUGCAGGGCCUUGGGGUAGGCGAAGGGGCCCCAGGGGGAGGGCCUCGCCCAUCGCUCGGAGCCCACCGGCCGCCAAGAACACCCAAACUCGACGGAUCAGCCGCAAGAAUGCCAACCGCACCUCAGUAGUUCACAGGGGCUCUGGCAUCCCCUACUGACUGUGAGGAGUAAAGCCAUUCUGCAGUAGACCUUGUUGUUUUUUACCUGUUUUCUAUUUGUAUUAUUACUUUUGGGGCAAGAUGUGAAAGGGGGGACGAGGGGGAACGUAUUCAGUUGAUGGAUACUUAAGGGAUCAUGAGCAAAAACAAAGAGAUUAUGGUAUGGGAGGGUGGGUGGGUAAGGUGUGUGUAGUUGACUUGAUGCUGAUCACCCCAUGGAACCCACCCCUUUAUUUGUAUUUUUUGUCAUGAGCCGAGAGUGUGCAUUUGGAAAAUAUAAACCUUCGGAGGACCUCCUGCAGGAGAACUGAGCAGUCAACCCUCACCGAACCAUUCAUCAAUACAAGAGUGGAAAGGAGAGAUAAGUGGAAGAGUGGAGUAGGGCAUUCCAGACAGGUUCCUCAAAGGAUUUCCAACCUUGAAACAUGGGCUGUUUUAUGUUCGUUACUUGAACGAAUGACAUUGUAUGUCAAAGAAAUGCAUUUAGUACAGUUAGCAGGACUUUUUCUCUUUAUUCUCUCACUUUUUCUUCCAUUCCAAGAAUAAGGUCCUCUGUGUUAAAGCCUACACACUGAGUGUGUGGCAGUCCCAAACUCACCCAAUGUGAGGCCCAUCCUUAAAAUGUUGUCUUGGUCACUGGCAAAUUUAAGCGACGGCCCUAGAAGUACAGUCUUGUCAAUGGGUUGCAUUGUUUUCGAUUGUUCAGCCAACAAAACACUGGAAACACGUUUUUCCAUACAUUUCAAGUGGAUAAAAAACUAGACAUAGGACCGUAAACUGGGCUGGACUGGUAAUCUGGCAUACCGGGCAUUUUCCAGGGGCGGACUGGCCAUCGGGAGAACCAAGCAGGCCGGUGGGUUGGCCGCGAAACGGGCCAUAUGAUCCGACGAAUUAUGCAGAACGGACCCCACAACGGCAUAGCAAUAUGCAGAAAAGGACAGAGAACACCCCCACCCCCUGCUCAACUUUGGGCCAGUUGCUAUGUAAAAUCCCUGGCCAAAUUCUCUUCCCAGUCCAGCCCUGAACGUAAGACCUAUUGAACUUCCUGUAAGUGUAUCGUUCGUUUUAGGUCUAAGCUUGUUUUCAUUCAUUUCAAAUUAAAGAUGGCGUCUACUCUGACUAAAGCCCUAGGUAUAAUUCCAUUUUAAUGCGAACGCGAGCCUGUCAAAGUAAACUCCAUUUAACUAUGCACGCAUACGCAGGCGGUUGGCGCAUGCACGCUAGGACUGCUAUGAGAUACUGGACUAUUUCUCCUCAGGAGUUAAGACCCAUAAAGAUGUCUUUUAUAUUCAUUCAGACUCGAGUUAUACAAAUGCAGGUAUCUCCAGACCUCCUCACACACACGUUCUUGACUUGCACACACAAUGUGGUUGAUUUUAUUUACAUUUCACAAUGUUUAGCGGUGAUUAGAUCUUCUUUGAGCGCUUCUUUGUGAAAGAAACGGCUCAAAUGUGAGUGCUGCCACCUUGUGGAACCACUAGUUUGUGCAAGUAACUUCAGCUGCAUGCACAUUGUGUGCGUUUAAAGAUGCAUUAAAUGGUAAAUGGUCUGCACUUAUAUAGCGCCUUUUUAGCCUUAGUGUUAUUCAUAGCGCUUUAGAAUGCGUCUCAUUCACACACACACACACACACACACACACCAUUGACUUCAGAGCUGCCAUGCAAGGCGCUAGCCUGCUAUUGGGAGCAACUUGGGGUUCAGUGUCUUGCCCAAGGACACUUCGGCAUGUGAGUCAUGUGGGCCAGGAUUCAAACCACUAACCCUGUGAUUAGCAGACAACCCGCUCUACCACCUGAGCCACAGCCGCCCACCUAAGUGCUCGCACACUGCUGAUUACGAGAUUUGUGUCACCCGUCUGACCGAAGUAUACUUUGGACUUAAGGUUCAUUGUCUUCAGUACCUUGUUGUGUAACAACUUAGCCAAUAAGUUUGUGUUGAAUGUAGAAGGAAUUUCAUGUUUAGUGGUCUUUUGGUCUCCAAAUGCCUUUGGAUAUUUGCUAGGUAGAUGUUGCCUGCCCCUUUUACACUGAUUAUAAGUGCUCCCAAUGGCGAAACUGUUGGCAAAACUGAUAAGACUGAAAAGUGUAAAAAGGUCAUUUCUACCAAUACUGUGCCUCACAUUGUGACAGUGAGUGUGAAGGAAUGGUGCUAUUACAAAGAAGCCUAACAUUUGUUGUUGGACACUUGAAAUCACUAUAUCAAUAUCUAAUGACAAGUGAGGAAAAGAGAAGGGUAUUUUGUUCAAAAUAUCUGUACUCUCCAAGCUGGUUUACCUAAGGAAGUUUUUCCAUGCUCAAAUCCAAAAGCCGUACCAAGUUUCACAGCUAGAAUCCUUGCAGAAUACUGCUGAAUAGUGUGAGGUGUUCGUGCACGUCUCGCCAGUAAAGGUCCACAGGGGUUAGUUAUUUGAUCUGAAGUGUUACCGCACUCCAAGAUUGUCCUGGUGAAAUAUGCAGUAUACAUCACUGCUGUCCUACCUCUCUCUCUCUCUCUCUUUAUCCAGGCCUCCUUUUCAUUUUAUGACAUCAUUUCGCACACAUUUGCCUUUGUGGAUUUACCUAAAGCCCUUUUUAAUCUCAGGUUCAUAAUAUUUUCUUGUUCUUACCCUCUGAAUCAAUUAAAGAAACAAGAUUUUAUUUGUUUCAAAACUUUAUUAGUGUUUGGCUUAAAUGUGUCAAAUCCAGGAUGGCAAAUAAUCAGGAUUCAUGUUUUAAAUGGAAAUGUUUUAGGCUUGAACAUGUUUUAGGCAAUUGAUGAUCUGGUUUCUGUCAAAAGUUUUCAAUGUCAACUUCCGUUUACGUUAAGCCACAGGUACUGUGCUUGGGACCAAACAAGUUGCUCAAAAUAGUCUUGCAAGCUAAGGAUAGUUAGCUGUCAUGGUCUACCACUUUUCCUAAUGCUCACAUGAUCAACCAACUUAAACUGGAUUUUUUGUUUGUUUUCUGUCAAAAAAAUAUCUAUAGCCAAUUUAGCAUCUCUGUGUUUGAAUAUGCUUUCUAGCAUAGCUUUUUAGAGUAGAGGAGCACUUGUACAUUAAAGCGCAUCCUCCUAAGCAUUAUUAAUGUUUUAAUUGCAUCUGUUAUUUCCUGCUAGAAGUGUAUUGUGUUAAGAGGGUAAAGUUGGAGACGCAAGCUUAAAAUGAUCUGUUGCACCACGUUUUCUGAAAUGUUACCUCAGCAUAACAGUGUAUGCUUGAUUUAUUCACCCUGACCGGCCUUCCCUUGUUAGACUUGGUACAUGUUUAUGCAUUUUAUCAUAUGUAUGUAUGUAAAUAUGUAUUAAUGUAUUCAAAGUACACUAAACCAUAGAUAACCGGAUGAGAAUUAAGGCUAUGUGUAAUUGCAGAUAAAAGAUGCAAUUUGUUUAUAUUGUAUAGCUAAUUUUCACCUAUGUAUUGCACAUAGUGUUAACAAGUGCAUCUAUUUCAUAAAAUGUUAUUUUCAUUUUCCAAUGCUUCAUGUCACAUUUUGUCUUGUAGACUCAGGAAUUAUGGACUUACCAUUUCAUUAACUGAAUAAA